Molecule: messenger RNA, 1212 nt
Organism: Ostrea edulis (European flat oyster)
Lineage: Eukaryota; Metazoa; Mollusca; Bivalvia; Ostreida; Ostreidae
Exons: 6
Coding region: 38-757 (239 amino acids)
Source: RefSeq, a predicted model, not a curated record
CUCUCUUCAUUCUUGGACAACAGAGGUCUGGAGCGCGAUGGCUAGGACUUACCUUGCUGCUACGCUGUGUCUGCUAUCAAUGAUUUUUAUAUGUGUAUGUCAAGUGAAAAGUCUUUCAAAUUCUUGCGAACAUAAUAAUCAAAACUUCACCAAUUGUGAUGUGAUGUAUUAUACCAACUGGAAAGCCUGUACAGGUGGGCAUGGAAUGGAUCCAACAGCAUGUACAGUUGGAUACGAAAAGCGACAAAAAGCUAUUUGUUGUCCACGCCAAUCAAAAAACGAAACAAUAACCCAGACUACUGCAAACUGUAAAGCUAACUGCAACUUGACCGAUGACGAUUUUGAUGAAAUUAGACUAGGAACAACAACAGUGCCACCAAGCACGUCUACUACAAGACAAAAAACAUCGACCACUUCGCCACCAAGCACGUCUACUACAGGACAGAGAAUAUCGACCUCUUCACCAAAAAGCACGACUAAUGCAGUAUCUAGCCCUGUGGUACCUGGGAAGACACUGCACUCUGUGGGUAAUGGAACUAAAGUCAUAGACGAUGAUUCAGGCUUAUCAAUUGAGCAGAUCGCGGGUAUAGCGGCGGCUGGAGCGGUGGCACUGAUAGGACUGUGUUCUCUCUUCCUCUGCCUUCUGUGUAAACGGUUGAAGAGGAAGGAGGAGGUCGAACCGGAACAAAAUGCAAAUGACGUGACCACGAGCUCCAAGAAGUCUAAAACUGAUAUUGAUGCUUCUACCAAAGCUUGAAUGAAACCUGACGAGAAACAUUUGUCAUUAUACUUACAGUAGUCAUGCGUUGUAAAGUAUAUACGAAUAAAUGAUUUGCAGGAUUCACUUUCUCUUUUUAUUUGACUUCUUCAUCCUCGCUCCUAUUCCUGUGAAUUUCUUAUAUUUCUUCUGAUCACUGGAUUGCUGUUAAAUAUCUUCAUUUUUUUUUCUAUCAUAUCAGAUGAUACAAAUGAUUUAAAUAUACUUUACAAUCUUGCGCCCUAUAAUAAGUCAAAUAAAUGGCCAUUCUUCUGGUUAUGUUGAUAGGUCACCAAUCAAUCACCUGUCCAUUGUAUGACAUAAAUAACCCCGAAUUAUCGCUGGACAACUUGGAUAAAACAUUCAUACAAGCAUUAAUGCUUUCUUCCGCCGAUAGUUCAGCUUUCGGUCCGCCAAUAUCGGUUCUUGCCCAACCCGGAUGUAAAGCCGAGACC